AUGAGCAAAACCAUAUUUUUUAUAUUAACUUUUUCAUAGUCUGUAAAGGGGGUCUUCUAACCAAUCAGUCCCAUAAUAAAUACGCGGUCUGUACGAAUGUACUAUGUUUGAUGUAAGCCUGAGCCGGAGAUAAAGUUAAAUGCUGCCAGAUUGCCAGCAGUUUAUUACCUCCAGUUUUUUUAACAACUACUCCAUUUUUAAAAGAAAAUCCAUAUUUUAUCUGGUUUUGUUUUAAUAUUUAGAAAAAGUUAAAACGUAACAUUAUCAAAUUAACAAUUUUUUGGAGAAAAAAAUGACAAACAAUUUAUUCUGGAGCCAGUUUCUGGAAAUAUACCAGUCACAUCCAGCUUUGUGGCAAAGUGAAAAAGUGGAUAAUUGUGCCGACUCAAAGGAAAAAGGCUUGAGAAUGCUUAUUGAGAAAAUGAGAGAGGUGAAUCCAGACGCAAACAGGGAAAUGGUGUUGAAAAAAAUAAAUAUCUUUAGAUCCUCAUACAAGAGAGAAGUUCGGAAAGUGAAAAACAGUCUGAGGUCAGGGCGGUCAAAAGAAGAACUUUAUAAACCAAAAUUGUGGUACUUUGAUCAAUUAAAGUUCUUGGACGACACUGACAGUAUGAGGUCAUCGUCGUCAAAAGAAGAUAUUAAUAAACCAAAAUUGAAGUACUUUGACCAAUUCAAAUUCUUAGGCGACACUGACGGUAACGUCAUUGGAAAAACAUCCACAGAUAACGAUAUGACAUUUGUUAAGACACCAAGAAAAAGAGGUCAUGAUGGAAAUUUGCGGGAUGAUAAACUUUUAGCAGGGGCCUCUAAAUUGCUGAUGAAAGAAAGUGAGGAAAACUCUCAGCAAGAAGACGAAGAUGAUUAUAUGUUUAAAUGGUUGUAUCUGAAGUUCAAAAAAAUUCCAUUUGGAGAGCAACGUGAACUGGUACAGAAAAUAUAUUUAGAUGUUGCAAUUUGCUGCAGCCAAGGUUUGAUAGAUAUCUGCAAAGUAAAGCAAAUUCAAGAAAUUUUAUAUAGUAAUGUAAGCGUAGCAACAAAAUCGGAUAAUCCUUCCGAUAUUUUAAGUAAAGAAGAAGAAGAAGAAUUUUAGAAAAUCAAUGUACUUGAAAACGAAAUAUUAAUUCUGUUUUGUUGGAGUCCAUAGAGUAUGGAAAUACUUUUAGUUUUUCUCGAUCACUUCAUUUUAGUGAAAUAAGGGUAUUCAUAAAGUUACAAAUUCAAAACAUCAUAAAUAUAUUCUUUAAAUUUUAAAGUUCUUAUUUUUAAUAUAAUUAGUUUUUACUGCUGAA
Calliphora vicina (urban bluebottle blowfly) is the source of this 1289-nucleotide messenger RNA. RefSeq lists its product as uncharacterized. Bases 293 to 1090 code for a protein of 265 amino acids. Lineage: Eukaryota; Metazoa; Arthropoda; Insecta; Diptera; Calliphoridae. The transcript is spliced from 2 exons. The record is from RefSeq and is a predicted model, not a curated record.